This is a messenger RNA of Parastagonospora nodorum SN15, 2124 nucleotides long. RefSeq lists its product as hypothetical. The transcript has 4 exons. Gene Ontology annotation, molecular function: transketolase activity. Lineage: Eukaryota; Fungi; Ascomycota; Dothideomycetes; Pleosporales; Phaeosphaeriaceae. The coding region runs from base 1 to 2124 and encodes 707 amino acids. The record is from RefSeq and is a predicted model, not a curated record. Gene Ontology annotation, cellular component: cytosol. Gene Ontology annotation, biological process: pentose-phosphate shunt.
AUGCAUCUCUCUCAGAAUUCCCCAGCCGUCAAUGGAUCGACCGAAUACGGCAAUAAUGUGACCAAAGCACUGCAGGAAGAGGAAAGACUAGAGAAAUCAUCGGUGCAGAAACUUUCAAAAGAGCAAGAUCAUGUCUUGAAGACCUUCAGACUGUUGAUCGCAGACCUUUGCCAACAAUUCAAUGGCGGCCACCCUGGCGGUGCGAUUGGUAUGGCGGCCAUUGGAGUUGCACUCUGGAAGUACGUGAUGAAAUAUGCACCGCAUACUCCCACGUACUUCAACCGCGAUAGAUUCGUCCUUUCAAAUGAUAUGACAUUUGAUCAGCUCAAGUCAUACCACUCCGAGCGCGUAGAUGCACUAUGCCCAGGUCAUCCUGAGAUUGAACACGAGGGCAUCGAAGUUACGACGGGCCCACUCGGACAAGGUGUCGCAAAUGCCGUUGGACUGGCCAUAGCAACAAAGAGCCUCCAGGCUAACUACAACAAACCGGGGUUUGAGGUCGUCUCGAAUCAUACCUGGUGCAUGAUUGGAGACGCAUGUUUGCAAGAAGGAGUCGCUUUGGAAGCAAUCUCUUUUGCGGGACAUUUGAAACUGAACAACCUCACAGUAAUCUACGACAACAAUCAGAUCACCUGUGACGGUAGUGUUGAUCUCACAAACACUGAAGAUGUUAACACAAAGAUGCGUGCGUGUGGUUGGGAGGUGAUCGAUAUCGAAGACGGAUGCUUUGACAUUGAGGGACUUGUCGCAGCUUUGAAUCAGGCGCGUGCCUCAGUCGAUAAACCUACCUUUAUCAAUGUGAAAACCAUCAUCGGCUUGGGCUCUGCCGUUGCAGGCGAUGCUGUUGCACACGGAGUCGCUCUUGGAGCGGAAGACGUGGCAAAGAUGAAGAAAGCUUAUGAUUUCAAUCCAGAGGAGCAUUUCACUGUAAGCGAUGAAGUUCGAACUUUCUUCGAGGAUCUGCCCGCCAAAGGUCAAGAACUCGUGCGGUCGUGGGAAGAGUUGGUCAAAAAGUACGAGACCAAACACCCGGAUUUAGGCGCGGAGUUCCGGCAACGCAUCGAAGGUCGCCUGCCCGAGACUUGGAAAGAUCUAAUCCCAAGCUCAUUCCCUGAAACACCCACAGCGACAAGGAAGGCUUCCGGAUUGGUCAUAAACCCCAUCGCAGAAAAAGUAAAGAGCUUUGUAGUUGGCACAGCGGACCUGACACCGUCAGUAAAUAUGGCAUGGAAAGACAAAGUCGACUUCCAGCAUCCUGAUUUGAAGACCACUUGCGGCAUCACAGGCAACUACAGUGGCCGGUACAUCCACUAUGGCGUCCGAGAACACGCAAUGGCGGCAAUCAGCAAUGGACUUGCUGCAUUCGCACCUAACUCGUUCAUUCCCGUCACUUCCUCUUUCUUCAUGUUCUAUCUUUAUGCAGCUCCAGCAGUCCGAAUGGGUGCGUUGCAACAGCUGCAGGUCAUUCAUGCUGCAACACAUGACUCCAUUGGCAUGGGCGAAGAUGGUCCAACACAUCAGCCGAUCGAGUUAGCUAACCUCUACCGCGCUAUGCCCAACUUGCUGUAUAUACGACCAGCCGACAGCGAAGAAACGGCUGGAGCGUGGAUUACAGCAAUAGAGGCCAAAAACACACCGAGCAUUAUUUCAACAUCGAGACAUACGCUACCACAGCUCAAGCAAACGCGUCGAGACUUGGUAGCAAAGGGCGCGUACGUUCUGGAGGAGGUCGACGAUGCCGACAUCACGCUGAUCGGAGUUGGUGCUGAGCUGUGUCACGCGGUUGACACGGCCAAGGAGCUGAAGUCCAAGAACAUCAAAGCACGUGUUAUCAGCUUCCCAUGUCAACGCUUGUUUGAAGCCCAAUCCACAAUGUACAAGCGCGACACACUCCGUCGUCAUGAAGGAAUACCCGCCGUUGUUAUUGAGCCUUUCAGCCCGAAUGGAUGGGAAAGGUGGGCAGAUGCGGGAGCUUGUAUGAGGCGAUUUGGUCACAGUCUGCCAGGCAAAGCCGCUUACAAGUACUUUGGGUUUGACGUUCCUGCACUCACAGCCAAGGUCGAGAGUUAUCUGCAGCAGGUACGGGAGGAUCCGUUACUGAAGGGUGAGUUUGUCGAUCUUUGA